Molecule: messenger RNA, 1326 nt
Organism: Aspergillus terreus NIH2624
Lineage: Eukaryota; Fungi; Ascomycota; Eurotiomycetes; Eurotiales; Aspergillaceae
Product: putative cofactor for methionyl- and glutamyl-tRNA synthetases
Exons: 1
Coding region: 1-1326 (441 amino acids)
Cellular component (GO): methionyl glutamyl tRNA synthetase complex
Molecular function (GO): tRNA binding
Source: RefSeq, a predicted model, not a curated record
AUGGCCAUCAAUUCCGCCCCGGAGACCUCUCUCCUCUCGCUCCUCUACCGCUCCUACCCGGCCGCCGUGUCGCCCGAUGCCACCGAGCCCGACCUUCUGUCGGCCUCGCCCAAGAUUUUCCCCCAGACCACCUACUCCACCGGUGAGGACGCCGACGUGAAGCAAUGGCUGGCCACUGUGUCCGGUCUCCAGUCUGCCCUGAAGAAGGAUGACCAGCCGGCCGUCAGCAAGAUCCUUGACCAGCUCAACAGCCACCUCGCGACCCGGACGACCAUUCUGGGCGCAAAGCCCUCUGUGGCCGACAUCGCUGUGUACGCGCUCCUGGCGCCUCUGGUCGAGAAGUGGACACCUGAAGAACGCACCGGCGAACAGGGCCGUCAUCACAUCGUCCGCCACGUCGACUUUGUCCAGAACAGCCGGCUCUUUGCCCUGAAGAUCCCCGAAGAGGAGAAGGUGGUCAUUGACGUGAACGACGUGCGGUUCGUGCCAAAGCCCGUCGACCCCAAGGAGGAGAAGGAGCGCAAGAAGAAGGAGAAGGCUGCUGCUGCCGGCGCCGGCGAGAAGACCGUCGUCGUCGGCCAGGGCAAGCCCGAGAAGAACCCCGCCCCCGCGGCCAAGGAGGGCGAGGCCGCGGCCGGCGACAAGCCCCAGGGCAAGAAGAAGGAAAAGAAGGAGAAGCAACCCAAGCAGCCCAAGGCGGCACCCGCGCCUGCCGGUCCCCCGUCUCCAUCCAUUAUCGACCUCCGCGUCGGCCACAUCCUCCGCGCCAUCAACCACCCCAACGCUGACUCGCUGUACGUCUCGACGAUCGACUGCGGCGAUGCCCCCGGCACUGAAAACACCUCCGUGGACGAGGAGACCGGAAAGACCGUCCGCACCGUGUGCUCGGGUCUCAACGGACUCGUCCCCCUGGAGGAGAUGCAGGGUCGCAAGAUCGUGGCCGUGUGCAACCUGAAGCCCGUCACCAUGCGUGGCAUCAAGUCCUGUGCGAUGGUGCUGGCUGCUUCGCCCCGUGUGGCUGAAGGUGAGGACUCGCACGCUGGUCCGGUCGAGCUGGUGAACCCCCCUGCGGGCGCGGAGGCUGGCCAGCGGGUGUACUUUGACGGAUGGAGCGAGGGCGAGCCCGAGAAGGUGCUCAACCCGAAGAAGAAGAUCUGGGAGACUUUCCAGCCUGGUUUCACGACCACGGAGAACCUGGAGGUUGCGUUUGAAAGCGCGGCCGUGCCUGCGGUUCAGGGACAGGAAGGCAAGCCGGCUCUCGGUAAGCUGAUGACCAAGGGAGGCGUUUGCACCGUCAAGAGCCUGACGAACGCUACUGUGCGGUAA